Messenger RNA from Phytophthora infestans T30-4, 3342 nucleotides. RefSeq names its product MMS19 nucleotide excision repair protein. Lineage: Eukaryota; Oomycota; Peronosporomycetes; Peronosporales; Peronosporaceae. The transcript has 3 exons. Bases 1 to 3342 code for a protein of 1113 amino acids. Gene Ontology annotation, cellular component: cytosolic [4Fe-4S] assembly targeting complex. Gene Ontology annotation, biological process: iron-sulfur cluster assembly. The record is from RefSeq and is a predicted model, not a curated record.
AUGGUGAGCUAUGAACAGCUUGGUUCUCUGCCUCAGAAAGGCUCGCAGAACCCUGUAGUGAACCAGAAGCUCGAAGCGAUUGCCAUGUUCAGCCUAGACGCGCCACUGGCGCCUGCAAUUGAUGCAUUCGUAGACCCGGAGAACGAUGAUGCCGCGCAAAAGACAGGACUUAACACCGUCGUGAUGCAGGUGCAUCGUCAUGUUAGCAUGGAGGCGCUCAUUCAGGCAUUAGGAGCCUACCUCACCAACGGGGACGACAAAGUUCGAUCGCGUGCCACGUUGUUGUUGGCUGAGGUGCUCACGCGCCUCCCAGAACUGCAACUCACGCCCAGCGCCGUGCAACUGCUCAUGACUUUCUUCGCCGACCGCCUAGCUGACUUCCCCAGUGCCUCCGCUUGUCUCCGUGCACUUCUCGCAUUGGAGACGCAUCAUGCAGCGCAGGUUCAGUCGCCACGCACCACUGUAGCGCUCAUCCCGAAGCUCGGCAAGACAUUGCACAUUCCACAGCUUGGCCAGGCUAUGCGUAAAAUGUGCUUCGACCUUAUGCAGCUUGCACUGAUGCAGUCGACAGUCGUUGAGCUACUGCUGGACUCGGUACCUGCCAGUAAAGACGCACAAGACGCCAGUGUAGAUGACGCGGAACAGAGCGAAGACCUCGGCCGUCAGCUCGCGCAGACGUUCCUGAGUGCCAUGGAGGGCGAGAAAGACCCGCGUAACCUGCUGCUGUGCAUGCAGGUAGCACGUACUUUGCUGUCCAAGCUGGAGCCCGUGUUCUCGCGCAGUGACACGCUGUUGCAGCAAUAUUUCGACGUUGUGUCAUGCUAUUUCCCAAUCAUCUUCACUCCUCCGCCUAACGAUCCGUACGGAAUCACGUCGGAGGGCCUCAUUUUGUCACUACGCCACGCCUUUGCAGCUUCGGACUUAUUAGCACCACUCGUGCUGCCGUUCUUGCUUAAGAAACUCGCUUCUACUGUAGUGGAGGCGAAGUUGGAUGCUAUACAGACGCUGGUGUUCUGCGGUGAACGCUACUCGGUGAAUGCAUUGCUACUGCAGAUGCACGCAGUGGCCACAGCACUGUACGACGAGGUUUUGGACGGCGAGAAGCAGGAGGUUAUCGCUGAAGCUCGUCAAGCCAUCUCGCGAUUCUCUGGAGUUGUUGCUCGUGCUAAGGCUCAAGACACGCCGGGGGCUGCCUAUGCGUGGAGUAAAUUCGUCGUGGAUAUGACCGCGCGUGCUGCAGGCGAGCUGCGUGAAAAUGCCGCCGACUCGAUGGUGAGCGUGUCGGCUGGACAGGUGUUGGCUGCGCUGGGACGCGAGUCGUCCAUGAGUUUUGCGCAUGUACUGAAGAUCGCAGUGCCGCUGUUGGUGGAGCAGCUAAACAACGAGAGCUCAGGAAGUGACAGCGUGCCGUCCAAGUGUGAAGCUGCUUUGGCGCGUAUUCUGCUGCUCAUCGACACGAUUGACAGGGAGAUCGACCAGUCUGGCCAAGGGCAGCCUAUGCGUCCCCAUGCAGCUGCGCUAAUUGACGCGCUUGUGAACUUCCUUAGCAGCGAUCACGACAACCAGACGAAGCCUGGCAGUAGCCCGACUGCUCGUUGUGUGGCGGUGGAAGCGCUUUGCCAUCUUCUCACCUUUCCGCCGUCGCCCAUUGUGGCUCCAGCGCAAGUCAAGGCGCUUAUCAACCUGUUUACUCGCAUGUUGCUUCUUGACCCCGUAGCGGAGGUUCGAACUGCCUGUUUGCAGAGUCUCAAAGAGAUUUCCACUGUUUCUACUGCGUCGGAAGGCUCAACAAACAGUGGGGAACACCCUGUCACCGGUGGAUAUGCAGCGUUUGUGGUGGAGAUUUCACUGGCUCGACUCAUGGCAGCCGUCAGCGAAGGAAGUGACCAGGAAGAUGACGACGACGAAGAAGGCACCGGGGUAGCAGCUGUUCUGACCGCCUCGAACCGCAACUUCGACUCGUUCUUCGAGGAAGCUCUCUUGGCAAUCACUGAGCUCUGUCGUGAGUCAUCUAUCUUCCAGGCUACCAUUUUUCUGCUCAUCGACUUGUGCGUGGAGAAGGGCGAUGGUAAGCAGAGUGCUAUCGGAUUCUGCGAGGCAGAAGGUGACGCUACCCGUCAGCGUCACGUGGAUUGCAUCCUGGAUGCUGUGGCUAAGAUCGUUGAGAUCAAUGCUGGAGACCGUACCAGCAUGGAGUUCUGUGUCAAGGCGUCGUCAUCUGCUUCGAUCAUCUUCAGACUGCUUACAGCAGUCGAGACGUUGGCAGCGCGCGCGACGGCGUCUUCAGGUUACAAGUCUGGACUUGUGGACGAAGUAAAACUCUCCGCUUGUGUUCGAAUCUUCCGUGCAGUGAUGCAGAACGUGUCCUCAGCUACUCAACAGCAGCUGGUUGAUGCUGUGGUGCCAGCAUUCCUGCGCACUAAUACUUCAGAGCCGGCAAGUCUGCAAUUCGUACCGCUUUUCGCUGCAGUCAUCAACUCAGCCGCGCGUGAUGUAGCGCUCCCGGACUCCUCGCUGGUCAUCAACAGAUUGCUGGAGCUUGCGCAGUCUGGAGCUACUGCGGUGUCUGAAUCCCCCCCUCGACAGCUCCAGCUUGUGUACACCGAUGCUGCUCUCUCCGCGGCCAAGUCGCUGGCUUCGAUCGUGAACAAGAUGUCGGAUGGCGCUGAGUUUGAUGCUCUGAUCGACUUGCUGUUAUCCCGGAAACUUGCCGUUGUUAUCAGUAACUCGGCCGAGUCGUUUACGGUGCGGGUGGCUGCACUGCAAAUCUAUGCCUGGAUCGCAAAGGCCUUGGUCAUUCGGGGUCACAAGGUUCACGCUCCAGUGUGUCUGCGCUUCCUCUGCAGCUUUCUUACGCCUGAUGGCGAUGUGAACAUGGAGCAAGAAGGUGACGACCAACACGCUGCUGCGUUGCGUAUGGAAGUUGCGAAGACCUUUAAGCUUCUGGUGUCUGAAUACCUGGACGUACUGAACCGCAAGUGUGGAGCUUUCAUCACGUUCCUGUACCGGCAGCGAUUGUUUGAUCUGGUGUUCCCAGUGCUGCUCGAGUACAUUCGAGCUCGCAUUGACGAGGAAUCGAGUGUAGCAGCUCUGGUAGCGUUCGCUCAAGUGAUCGCACACUCACCUAAGGCCAUCUACCUGCCACACUUGGCUCAGAUCUUCCCGCUUAUGGUACAAGCUCUCAACACGGACGACCGUGAGCUAGGUAGCGCAGCCAUUCAGACGUUUAAGCCGCUGCUUUUGGAGUCAGUGGAGAGCGCGAAGCCCUUCCUCAAGGACGUCUUCCCGGGUCUACUCAAGCAAGCACAGUUCGGGUACGUGGUCUCUUGUAGCGACAGUUAA